AUGAGGGAACUGAGGAGGGGCGACAGCAUUAUCAUUCUACCUGCUGACAAGGGACGAUCAACCGUCGUGCUGAAUAGAGAAGACUAUAAUGAAAAAGCGAAAGCCCUUCUUGAUGACAGAGGAUUUUACAGGCCAGCACAGAAGUCACAAGCCAAAGCAGUGGCAGAUCGGCUGAGUAAACUGCUUAGAGAAUACCGACAUAAAAAUGUGAUCACGGAGAAUGAAUGGCACCAAAUGAGGGCAACUGACACCGCUCCAGCCCGAUUCUACGGUCUGUCAAAAAUCCAUAAAGCAAAUUUCCCACUUCGGCCAAUCGUUGCCCUAAAAGGCAGCCCCACCUACAAUUUGGCAAAGUGGAUGUACUCAAAACUGAAGUUCCUCCAAGGCAAUUCGACUACAUCAGUUCGAUCAGCCCCUCAAUUCCUCAUAGACCUCCGAGGUCGGAGAAUUCAAUCGGACGAAAUCAUGGUCUCCUUCGAUGUGACAUCGUUAUUCACAUCCAUCCCACCAAACGUGGCCCGCGAAGUCUUGCACAAGAGACUUGAAGAGGCAUACGAUGAGACUCAGAAUGCCCUCAAAAUUGAACACCUCAUGAGGCUGUUUGAAUUCUGCCAACAAACUUUCUUCACUUUUGCGGGAGAGACGUAUGAACAAAUCAAGGGAACCCCAAUGGGCUCACCGGUCUCCGGUUUGGUGGCAGAACUGAUCCUACAGGAGUUAGAAAAGAUUGCCUUCCUCCAACAUGAACCGGUGUUUUGGCGACGUUACGUUGACGACACGUUUGUCAUCGUAAAAAAGGACAUGCUGCAACAUUUUCACAGCUUGCUCAACGCAGUCUUCCCGGAUAUAAAAUUCACGAGGGAAGAAGAACAGGAACAGCAGUUGCCCUUCCUGGAUGUGCUCGUCAGACGAAACCUUAACGGUGAACUUGAAACGACGGUUUACAGGAAGGCAACGAACACCACACAGCUUCUCAGUUUUCACAGCAACCAUCCGGUGGCUCACAAACGAAGCUGUAUGAAGACGCUCUUCAAACGGAUCCAAACUCAUUGCAGCAAACUGGAAGAUAGAGCGCGUGAGUCCCGUUAUCUCCGCGACCAGUUUGUGCAAAAUGGCUAUCCGAGGGCAUUCAUAAGUCGCUGCCUACGCGGUCGCCACCAGAGAACUCAAACAUCAACGCCACCGGCGAUAUGGCAUUCUCUGCCAUACAUCAAGGGUGUUUCAGAAGCGACCGAGCGCAUUGCUGCGGAGCUAGGUGUUGGAAUUGCACACCGCCCCAAAGCCACCAUGCGCAACAGGGUCAUGAAAAUCAAAGACCGGUUACAACCUGAAGAGCAAUCUGGAGUAGUGUAUCGCAUUUCGUGUCAAAAUUGUCCUUGUAACUACACAGGACAGACUGGACGCAUGCUCGGAUCGCGCAUACAUGAACAUAAGCUGGCUGUGCGGCGAGGCGACGCAUUAUCACAAGUGGCCGCCCACACCUACGAAAUGGGUCACGAGUUUGACUUCGCAGCCACCAAAAUAGUCGCCCACACCGGAAACAAAACAGGCCGAGAAUUGAUUGAAGCCUGGGCCUCGGAUGAGAACUCAGUCAAUCGAUUUAUCGAUCUGGUGCCGGCCUACAGAGCCCUUCGUAGUCACCUCCAGUCGUGCGAUGUCGGUCGAUGA
Molecule: messenger RNA, 1668 nt
Organism: Spirometra erinaceieuropaei
Lineage: Eukaryota; Metazoa; Platyhelminthes; Cestoda; Diphyllobothriidea; Diphyllobothriidae
Source: the annotation of a GenBank genome assembly